Messenger RNA from Nelumbo nucifera (sacred lotus), 3169 nucleotides. Its product is annotated as G-type lectin S-receptor-like serine/threonine-protein kinase LECRK3. Lineage: Eukaryota; Viridiplantae; Streptophyta; Magnoliopsida; Proteales; Nelumbonaceae. The record is from RefSeq and is a predicted model, not a curated record. Gene Ontology annotation, biological process: protein phosphorylation. Gene Ontology annotation, molecular function: ATP binding; protein serine/threonine kinase activity.
AUGUUACAACUAACAUUUUAUUUUAACAUUGUUAAAGUGUUGAUGGUAAAUAUACACUGAUUCAAUGUUAAAUAUAUUCCCAAUCCAGUUUGAUGCAAUUUAAUAAUAUACGAACCAAUGAACAUUGAAAUUUGUUUUUAAAUUUUUUUGUUUAAAUAAAAGUGUUAUCUAUCAGUAAAGGUAGUUUGGGUGUUAGCAUAUUUACUAAUGAGUUGUUAGUUUCAAGUGAUGUAAUUUUAUUAAUGAGAAAAAUUGCAAGAAAAAAACUCCGGCACUGCCUUAACUUUCAAGAUAACGGAACAGGACGUAUAGACUGGUGGCGCUCUGGUCAAUGGAACGCGUUGUCUGAGGACACGGCAGCCUCUGUCUGUCUGUCCUUCAAUUUUCCAUGGUCGCGUCCUAACUUUUUGGCUCUGGGGACACGGCAGGCAACCACUUCCACGGUCCAACGCAAUUGCAAUUGACUUCCAACAAGUCCAUAGUGAAGUCAAUCAAUAGAAAUUUUUCUGAUACUCUCUGUAUAAGAAAACAGGCGGUAAUGUAAUUGUAGACGACUGUACCACCUUCGAUUCAAUGGCUUCUGCUGCCUCUCUUCCUCUUCUCUUCCUCUUGCUUUCUCUUCCUAUUCUACCCAUUUUUGUAGCCGCUCAAACCAACGUGACCGUGGGUUUAUCCCUCUCCGCUGCUGACAACAGUUCUAGCUGGCGCUCACCCUCCGGCGAGUUUGCAUUCGGGUUUCGCCGUCUAGCUAACACCAACCUCUAUCUGCUUGCCAUUUGGUUCGAUAAAAUACCUGAGAAAACCAUAGUUUGGUAUGCUAACGGAGAUAAGCCUGCACCAGAAGGAUCAAAAGUCGAGCUUACCAGCGACCAACUUGUGCUCAAUGAUCCUCAAGGCCAAUUGAUAUGGAAGCAGCCUGACACUCCACCAAACGCUGCCAUCUCUUAUGGUGCCAUGCUCGACACUGGAAACUUCGUCCUCCUACCUGGUCCAAAUUCUGGCUAUGCAUGGGAGAGCUUCAACAGUCCCACUGACACCAUCUUGCCCAAACAAACAUUGCAGCUGGGUGGCCAGCUUUCCUCUCGACAGACGGGAACCAACUACUCCAGGGGAAAGUUCCAGCUCCGCUUUCUCGACGAUGGGGAUCUCGUGCUUAAUACCGUAGGCUUGCCGACCAGCUUUUCUUAUGGUGACUACUACGUUAGUGGCACGAAAGCUCAAGAUCCAACAGAUUCUGGUUAUCAGUUGGUGUUCGACGAAUCUGGAUACAUGUAUAUACAGCGAAGAAACGGACAGAAAUUUGAUUUCAACAAAACAACGAUACCCCAAAUCUCAAAUUACUAUCACAGGGCAACGCUUGAUUAUGAUGGGGUCUUCGUUCAAUAUUACCGCCGGAGGACCGGCGAUGCAAGCUGGCAACAAUUGUGGAUAAUUCCUGAUAACAUUUGUCUCGGAACUUUGGAUGAUUUGGGAAGUGGAGUCUGUGGAUAUAACAGCUACUGUACGCUAAAGGAUGGCCGGCCUAGUUGUAACUGCCCCAGCAGAUAUUCCCUCGUGGAUCCAAAUAACCAGUUAAGUGAUUGCAAACCAGACUUCUUACCAGAUUGUAUCGGGGAAGAUGGAUCAGGAAACAAAGAGGAGGAAUUUCAAUUCCAGGUGUUGGAUAGAAUUGAUUGGCCGACAUCUGAUUAUGGAAGAUUGGAGCCCAUGAAUCAAUCAGAAUGCCAAAAUUCUUGCUUGCACGAUUGCCAUUGUGCGGUUGCCAUCCACAGAGGCCAGACAUGUUGGAAGAAAAAGCUUCCACUCUCUAACGGGAGGUUCAAAGAGGAUGACACUGCAAAAGCACUUGUUAAAAUUAGAGUAACUGCUCCUCCUCCACCACCUUCUUCUCGCAAUAAUACUCAUUGUCCUAUAAUUCCAGACGCAAAAGGGAAAUAUGAGAAUAAGACAUUAAUCCUUACUGGGUCUCUGCUUUUGGGUAGCUCCGUAUUUGUCAAUUUUCUGUUUGGAGCUGCAAUAUGUCUUGUUCUUUUCACAAAUCGCAAGAAACUGAAAACAGUUGAACCAGAAAUCAGCGUCUUGGAAACAAACCUGCGUUCUUUUACUUACAAGGAGCUUGAAGAAGCUACCCAAGGAUUUAGUGAAGAGAUUGGUAGGGGUGCCUUCGGCAUUGUUUAUAAAGGGGUAUUGGGAACAAGUUCUAGAAGUCUGGUCGCAGUGAAGAAGUUAGACAAAGUGGUUCCAAAGGGGGAGGAAGAAUUCAAAACUGAAGUGAGAAUCAUCGGUCGGACCCAUCACAAGAACCUAGUGCAAUUACUUGGAUAUUGUAUGGAGGGACAGCAGCGGCUAUUGGUGUAUGAGUUCAUGAGCAAUGGCACUUUAGCAAGCUUUCUUUUUGGAAUUAUGAGGCCUGAUUGGAACCAACGAGUUCAGAUUGCUUUUGGUAUCGCAAGAGGACUCGUUUACUUGCAUGAAGAAUGCAGCACCCAGAUCAUCCAUUGUGACAUUAAGCCCCAAAACAUACUUCUGGAUGACCAUUUCACGGCCAGGAUUUCUGACUUCGGAUUGGCGAAGCUUUUGAUGACUAAUCAGAGUCGAACUCUUGCAUCCAUCAGAGGAACCAAAGGGUACGUCGCACCUGAGUGGUUCCGGAACAUGCCAAUCACCGUCAAGGUGGACGUAUAUAGUUUUGGGGUCAUGAUGCUGGAGAUCAUCUGUUGCAGGAAAAGCGUCGAACAGGAGACGGUGGCCGAUCAUAGAGUAAUUUUAACAGAUUGGGCUUACGAUUGCUAUCAACAGGGAAGGUUAGAUGAGCUGGUGGAGAACGAUAUGGAUGCAAUGAAUGAUAUAUGUCGUCUAGAGAGGUUAGUGAGGAUUGCAAUAUGGUGCAUUCAAGAGGAGCCAUCGCUGAAGCCCACGAUGAAGAACGUCAUUCAGAUGCUAGAAGGCAUUGUCGAAGUUCCUCUACCGCCAUGUCCCUAUCCUUAUAGCUCUGUUAAUUAGUUGAAAGCAGAAAUCGUGAUCGACCCCUGUUACUACGUUCCAGGCAACAUAUUCAUGGUUGACUCUGGGAUUACACUUACAGGAGUCCCCAUCUUCUCUUCCCUUUAAUUCUGAAAUCUAUUGUAUAUCUCCUAUGUAACCACAAUUAUGCACUUCUUUCAGUUAA